CAGCGACGCAUGCGCAUCGUGCUCUGGACCUGGCGGCCGUGGCGCGGGUGGCGGCUGCUGUGGUGGCUGUGGGGACUGAGGCGGUGUAGUACCUUCUUCAGCUAGGGUUGUCCCAGGCUUCGGCUCAUGGCAUCGAGUGGCAUCCUUCAUAAGAUCAUUAACUGAAGACAAAAUAAGUAGCUAUGCAAAAUUCUCACAUGGAUGAAUACAGAAAUUCUAGUAAUGGCAGCACAGGCAACAGUUCAGAGGUAGUGGUAGAACAUCCUGCUGAUUUCAGUACUGAGAUUAUGAAUGUUACAGAAAUGGAACAGUCACCCGAUGACUCUCCCAAUGUGAAUGCAGCUACAGAAGAAAGUGAAAUGGCAAGUGCUGUGGACCUUCCAGUGACACUGACAGAAACAGAAGCAAAUUUCCCUCCAGAAUAUGAAAAAUUUUGGAAAACUGUAGAAAAUAAUCCUCAGGAUUUUACAGGCUGGGUGUAUUUGCUUCAGUAUGUAGAACAGGAGAAUCACUUGAUGGCUGCCAGGAAGGCAUUUGACAAAUUUUUCAUACACUAUCCGUAUUGCUAUGGUUACUGGAAAAAGUAUGCAGACCUUGAAAAGCGGCACGACAACAUUAAACAAUCAGAUGAGGUGCGUUAAACCUCUACAGUUUGUCAAGCUUUGCAGUGCAAGCCUCUGUAUUACACUGCAGCUUAACAAGUAGGGCAGGGCUUUUCUCUCACUUACAUUUAUUUCUCAUUUUCCAAACAAUAUAGUUGGUUUGCUAGUCACAUUUGCUACGUCUUAUUGCAUUUUUGGUCAGACGCUGUCAUUGAUGCUCUAAUGGGUCUGUGCCCUAUGGUCUGUAACCCAAAGCCUGCCCACACAACCCGGUCAGAAUGCAGGGACUGCUGCGCUUUGAAGAUCAAGACUCUGCACGUGGGGAUCAGAACAUUGCCAUGUUCUAUCCAACCUCCACCCAAAUGGUUUAUCGGCGGGGGCUUCAGGCAAUACCUCUUAGUGUUGACCUCUGGAUACAUUAUAUAAACUUCUUAAAAGAAACAUUGGACCCUGGUGAUCCUGAGACAAACAAUACAAUAAGAGGAACUUUUGAGCAUGCUGUUCUAGCUGCAGGAACAGAUUUCCGUUCUGACAGACUGUGGGAAAUGUAUAUAAACUGGGAAAAUGAGCAGGGAAACCUGAGAGAAGUUACAGCUAUAUAUGAUCGUAUUCUUGGUAUCCCAACACAGCUAUAUAGUCAUCAUUUUCAGAGAUUUAAAGAACAUGUACAGAAUAACUUGCCUAGAGAUCUUUUAACUGGUGAACAGUUUAUUCAGUUUCGAAGGGAAUUAGCUUCUGUAAAUGGACAUAGUGGUGAUGAUGGUCCUCCUGGUGAUGAUCUACCAUCAGGAAUUGAAGACAUAACUGAUCCUGCAAAGCUAAUUACAGAAAUAGAAAACAUGAGACAUAGAAUCAUUGAGAUUCAUCAAGAAAUGUUUAAUUAUAAUGAGCAUGAAGUUAGUAAAAGGUGGACAUUUGAAGAAGGUAUUAAAAGACCUUACUUUCAUGUGAAACCUUUGGAAAAGGCACAACUGAAAAACUGGAAAGAAUACUUAGAAUUUGAAAUUGAAAAUGGGACACAUGAACGAGUUGUGGUUCUCUUUGAAAGAUGUGUCAUAUCAUGUGCCCUUUAUGAGGAGUUUUGGAUUAAGUAUGCCAAGUACAUGGAAAACCAUAGCAUUGAAGGAGUGAGGCAUGUCUUCAGCAGAGCUUGUACUAUACAUCUCCCAAAGAAACCCAUGGUGCAUAUGCUUUGGGCAGCUUUUGAGGAACAGCAGGGUAAUAUUAAUGAAGCCAGGAAUAUCUUGAGAACAUUUGAAGAAUGUGUUUUAGGAUUGGCAAUGGUUCGUUUACGAAGAGUAAGUUUAGAACGACGGCAUGGAAAUCUGGAAGAAGCUGAACAUUUGCUUCAGGAUGCCAUUAAGAAUGCCAAAUCAAAUAAUGAAUCUUCAUUUUAUGCUGUCAAACUAGCCCGGCAUUUAUUCAAAAUACAGAAAAACCUUCCAAAAUCAAGAAAGGUACUUUUGGAAGCAAUUGAAAGAGACAAAGAGAACACAAAGUUAUACCUCAAUUUACUUGAAAUGGAAUACAGUGGUGACCUCAAACAAAAUGAAGAAAAUAUCCUAAGUUGUUUUGACAAAGCUGUACAUGGUUCAUUACCUAUUAAAAUGAGAAUCACAUUUUCUCAGAGAAAAGUGGAAUUUCUUGAAGAUUUUGGUUCCGAUGUCAAUAAGCUUCUGAAUGCUUAUGAUGAACAUCAGACACUCUUAAAAGAACAGGAUUCUUUAAAAAGGAAAGCCGAAAAUGGAUCAGAAGAACCAGAGGAAAAGAAAGCACAUACAGAAGAUACAACUUCAUCAUCUACACAGAUGAUUGAUGGUGAUUUACAGGCAAAUCAAGCUGUAUAUAAUUAUAGUGCCUGGUAUCAAUACAAUUAUCAGAAUCCUUGGAAUUAUGGACAGUAUUAUCCUCCCCCUCCAACCUGAUGGGAAUAUAAAUUUCAAAUGGAGUGUGUGAAAAAUAUGAAAUUAUUAUUUUUUUUAAUGAGGGAUGUAAACAGUAUAAACUUGUUGUAUUUGAUAACUUGUCUUCCUUGUUUCGGUGUAACACGAUUUGUUUAGUAAUAGGGGAAAAAUGUCAAUUAGUAGCUUACCACAGAUACUAUUUCCUACCAUUUAUAAAAUUUACUUUUUAUUGAAGAACUAUUUUUUGAUUUUUGCAUUAAGUGGUCUAGAAUUCUUUUGCAAUGCAUUUGCAACAGAAUUUUGUAGCCUUAAGGGGUAGGAAGAAAAGCCUGACUGCAAAUCAUGUCAGUGUAGUACAAAAUUCUGAAAACACAUAAGGGCUGGUUAUUAAGGAUUUACCUCCUUUAAAAAAAAAAAAAAGGAUUUUUAACCUUUGCUGACAGGUUUUGUCUGUUUCAGUUAUACUUGUGAACUGUGAUCUAACUGCAGAAAGGAUACAUUAUUAAAAUUCUAUGCCUUGGAAUAGAUUAUAAAUGAGAAAAUGGAAUGUUUGCAUCCCUUUUAAAAAAAAAAUCAUAUCAAAAGUAUGUUGUUUCAGGAGACUUUGUAUUUAGAAUAUUCAUGUAAAACUUGUGAACAAGCUUUCAUUUUGAUCAAACUGAUCAUCUUCAUUUUUGUAAUAAAACUGAAGACUCAUCCAGUAA
Messenger RNA from Cebus imitator (Panamanian white-faced capuchin), 3210 nucleotides. It is a transcript of the gene PRPF39, whose product is annotated as pre-mRNA processing factor 39. Gene Ontology annotation, biological process: mRNA 5'-splice site recognition; RNA processing. Gene Ontology annotation, molecular function: protein binding. The record is from RefSeq and is a predicted model, not a curated record. The transcript is spliced from 15 exons. NCBI's taxonomy places the organism in Eukaryota, Metazoa, Chordata, Mammalia, Primates, Cebidae. Gene Ontology annotation, cellular component: U1 snRNP; commitment complex; U2-type prespliceosome. Bases 881 to 2527 code for a protein of 548 amino acids.